GUUACGGGCCCGAUCCCGAACCCUCUCCGACGUCACCCAGCCAAGCUCUUGCACAAUAUUGAUACGAGCGCCUAAUAGAAGGUCAACGAUCACAAUACCUACCAAAAUGGCAUCAGCAACGGCCUUUCGAAGAGUAGCACUGACUGCGACUCGUCCCUCAAGAAUCUUCCACAGCUCUGCGCGUGCUUUCAUCAAAGUUGGUGAUACCCUCCCCAAAGUGGAAGGUUUGGUUGAAUCUUCACCGGGAAACAAGGUCGACUUGAGCAACGAGGUCAAAACGGGCAAAUCUCUCAUUAUUGGAGUCCCUGCCGCAUUCAGUGAGUCGGAAUAAACUCCUCGGACCUCUUUAUGCGAGGAGUUCGCUCUAAUUUUGGAAUCAGGUCCUGCUUGCAGCGAGUCUAUGAUCCCCGGCUAUAUCAACCACAAGGCUCUCAAAGAUUUCAAGAACGUCUUCGUCAUUGCUGUCAAUGAUCCAUUCGUCACAAAGGCAUGGGCCAAGUCAAUUGAUCCAUCUGGAAGCUCCGGUGUUAGUUUCUCAAUUCCCUAGACGACAACUCGUGAUUGCGUUAUGCUUACCAAGACAAACUGUAGAUCCGCUUCCUAGGAGACCCAACGGUCAAAUACACAAAGGCACUUGAUCUUACCUUUGAUGGUAGCGCCAUUUUUGGGGGCGAACGAAGCAAACGCUACGUUCUUGAAGUUGAGGACGGAAAGGUCACCAGGGCGCAUGUUGAGCCUGACAACACAGGAUUCAAUGGUAAGUUUCUUCUGAGAUUAGUUAAUGAGGACCAAAGCUUACAUGGCUAAAUAGUCACUGCCGCUGAAAAAGUUUUGGGUUGAGAUGAAAUGUUUGCUUGACGGAGAGAACACGAGCCUUGGACUAUCUCCCAGCCUGUCUCUCACGAACCCACAACCAUAAAAACUGUAAUAGUAGCUCCGGUGAAUCAAAAGUCUGAUAGUCAAUCAAAUCAAAUGGGUGCUCCUAUUCCGUCAACUUUUUUAGUGCGGCGCUAGCCGGGGACCCCUGCAGGGCCCGUGCCCUAAUAUAAGUAAAUUUUAGAUAGAUUCACUUCAUAUAGUAUCCAUAGCAACCGUUGACUGAUUAC
This is a messenger RNA of Hymenoscyphus albidus, 1106 nucleotides long. Lineage: Eukaryota; Fungi; Ascomycota; Leotiomycetes; Helotiales; Helotiaceae. The record is from the annotation of a GenBank genome assembly.